CAGGACGCGUCUUCAACCGGCACCUGACGGGAGAGAGCUCUUUAAAUUACCGACUGUUGGGAGACUCCACAGCCCGUCUGGGCAGCCCCUUCCAGUGCUCCCUCCCCUCAACAGGGAACAAGUUUUUCCUUGGGUUUCUUUGGAACCUCUCAUGUUCCAGCUUGUACCCGUUGCCCCUUGUCCCCUCAUUGGAGACCGCUGAGGACAGCCUGGCUCCAUCCUCCUGGCACGCGCCCUUUACGGAAUCACCCUGGCUGCGGGUGACAUCAUAAAGCCCAUUCCUCAGGCCGGGAGCAGAGCGUCACCCGGCAGUAGGGGACUUGUGUCACCCCCUGAACACAGAGUUGCAUUCAGUGGUGAGGAGGAGAAGGAGGAAGACGUGGCAAGCUAGCUGCUGCCAUGGCCAUACUCAGCCUCUCCCAGCUGCUGGACAGGGCCCUCGGGAUUCCUGAGGACAAAGGCAUUUCCUCUCAGCUCCUGCACAGGGUGCUGGAUGCCAUGCUGGGACACCUGGGCCUGCGGGACGCACCGGCCGAGGCCCCGAUGGAGGGGACGGCCCUUGGCGCCCGGGUGGCCUCGCUGGCUGCGGAGCUGCAGCAGCUGAGAGAGAGAGUGGAAGCCAACGAGAGCAGCAUUUCCAAGGCCGUGGCUCUGUCCCAGGAUGUGCUCACGCAGAUCGGCGGGAUACAGGUGGCGCAGUCCCGCAUGGGCGAGGAGAUCCGGGCGCUGCAGGAGAACGUUCAAAGUGCUGCCAGCUCUCUCAGAGGCAUCCACGACCAGAUAACAGCUUUGACCAGCGAUCUGGAAAGGCUGAAGGAAGUGUUGAGCCUCUAUCCGAGGCCGGACAAGGUGAAGGACAUGGUGCAGUGGAAGGCACUGGACGACUGCCUAGUGGGCAGCACGACAAGAGGAGGAGGAGGCCAAGAGGUGGAGAGCGCUGGGAGCCGGUCUGCCCCGGCCAAGUCCCCCGCUCUGGAUAAGAUGCAGGAAGCACCAGUGACUGCUGAGAGGAGGGCAGGUUCUCCCUCAGGGCAGACCAACAUCAGUGCCACGUCCUCAGCCUCCAGCAGCAUCCCCGAGCACUACACAGAGGCGGAGAAGGCUCUGCGCCAGCUGGGGCAGCUCAGACACCUCUCUGCUGCGCUGCAGUCCAAGCUGGACCGUGGGGACCUGGAGCUCCAACCAGGGAUGGAGGAGAAUGCCGCCGCGGGCAUGAGCAAGCACAUCGUGACCAUCCCCUCCGGGACGCCGGUGCCCCCUGGCCCCCGCAGGCAUCCCAGUACUACCCCCGAGCCCGAGCACACACAGCAGCACGGCCGCAGGGAGCUGGCGGCCGAGCACAGGUACCCCCGUGUGCCGCGGCAGUGCGGCGGCCGACACACCGUCACCCAGUCGCUGCACCCCCCACAACUGCCCCGGCUGCAGCGCCGCGCCCCAUGGAACACCGAGGACGAGGUGCCGCUGGUGGGCACCGACGGCCGCGUCUACAGGGGCCGGCUGGACGCGCAGCCGCCCGCGGGCACGCAGGGCACGGCCAGGGCACACGUGGGCAGGGACGCGGCCACGCAGCCCCUGAGGCAGCAGCACAGCUGGGACAGCGGACGGCUGCUCUCCCGGCCCCAGAACUACGUCUCCUCGCUCUGUGUGACAGGCACUGGCAUGUCACCAGAGCACAGGCUGACUUCAUCCCACGGCCAGCAGACCCGGGCACAGCGGCUCCUUCCAGAGCUCCACACCUCUUUGGAGAGACCCAGCACGCCGGUGUCUGAGCAGGACUGGGCGGCCCUGUCCAACCUCCUACAUCCCUCACAGGUCCCAAGCAGGCGAGCGAGCAGGGACAGACAGAGGCAAUGAGGGACAGUGGGCAGCCCAUGCUGAAGUAGUAGUAGCAGAAACGUCUUAGAAGAGAGAAAGCUUUUCCUGCCUUCAAUAAAAAGAUGCCAUUUUUCUGAUACCUGC
This is a messenger RNA of Colius striatus (speckled mousebird), 1959 nucleotides long. RefSeq names its product glutamine-rich protein 2-like. Lineage: Eukaryota; Metazoa; Chordata; Aves; Coliiformes; Coliidae. The coding region runs from base 400 to 1854 and encodes 484 amino acids. The transcript has 11 exons. The record is from RefSeq and is a predicted model, not a curated record.